AAGAGCAAAGACCUUUCUCCCUCUAUACUCACACACCCUUCUGGUGAUCUCGUUUUCUCUCACACUGCGCUCUCUUUCUUUCUCUCUCUUCUUUCUCUCUCCUCCAUUGUUGUGCAGCGCGAGGUUCAAUUGGCACUAUCCACCAUGACCGUGAUGACUCCCGCUCCCAUUGACCAGCAGGACGACGAGGAGAUGCUUGUUCCGCACACUGAUUUGGCUGAGAACAAUCACCAACCUAUGGAAGUUGUAGCUCAACCUGAAGCUGCUAACACUGUGGAGAGUCAGCCUGUUGAGGACCCUCAAUCAUCGAGAUUCACCUGGAAAAUUCCUGAAUUUUCUAGGAUGAAUACAAAAAAGCUCUAUUCAGAUGUAUUUAUUGUUGGUGGUUAUAAAUGGCGUGUGCUCAUCUUCCCUAAAGGGAACAACGUGGACUAUUUGUCCAUGUAUUUGGAUGUUGCAGAUUCAUCUAAUUUGCCGUAUGGUUGGAGUAGAUAUGCACAAUUUAGCUUGGCAGUUAUCAAUCAAGUCCAUAAUAAGUACUCUGUGAGAAAAGACACGCAGCACCAAUUCAAUGCACGAGAAAGUGAUUGGGGUUUCACGUCCUUCAUGCCACUUGGUGAAUUGUAUGAUGCCAGUAGAGGCUAUCUUGUGAAUGAUACUCUUGUAGUUGAAGCUGAGGUUCUUGUUCGUAGAAUCGUUGAUUAUUGGACUUACGAUUCAAAGAAAGAGACAGGUUAUGUUGGGCUUAAGAACCAGGGAGCCACAUGUUAUAUGAAUUCUCUUCUCCAAACACUCUACCAUAUUCCUUACUUUCGAAAGGCAGUGUACCAUAUGCCAACAACAGAAAAUGAUAUGCCGUCUGGAAGCAUCCCUUUGGCUCUGCAGAGUCUAUUCUACAAGCUCCAGUAUAGUGAUACCAGUGUUGCAACAAAGGAACUGACAAAAUCUUUUGGAUGGGAUACCUAUGAUUCUUUCAUGCAGCAUGAUGUUCAAGAACUAAAUAGAGUCCUUUGUGAAAAACUUGAAGACAAAAUGAAGGGAACUGUUGUGGAGGGAACUAUCCAGAAGUUAUUUGAAGGGCAUCAUAUGAACUAUAUUGAGUGCAUCAACGUGGACUAUAAAUCAACUAGAAAGGAGUCAUUUUAUGACCUUCAGCUUGAUGUCAAGGGCUGUCGUGACGUUUAUGCUUCCUUUGAUAAGUAUGUUGAAGUUGAACCUCUUGAGGGUGACAACAAAUACCAUGCUGAACAAUUUGGUUUGCAGGAUGCUAAGAAGGGUGUCCUAUUUAUUGAUUUCCCUCCUGUUCUUCAGCUUCAGCUGAAAAGAUUUGAAUACGACUUUAUGAGGGACACUAUGGUAAAGAUUAAUGACCGUUAUGAGUUUCCUUUGCAACUUGACCUUGAUCGUGAGGAUGGGAAGUAUUUAUCACCUGAGGCUGAUAGGACAGUUCGCAAUCUUUACACACUCCACAGUGUUUUGGUUCACAGUGGUGGUGUGCAUGGCGGACAUUAUUAUGCGUUUAUAAGGCCAACUCUGUCUGAGCAAUGGUACAAAUUUGAUGAUGAGAGAGUGACAAAAGAAGAUACUAAGCGGGCAUUAGAGGAGCAAUAUGGUGGUGAGGAGGAGUUACCUCAGACAAAUCCUGGAUUCAAUAAUACUCCGUUCAAAUUCACCAAAUAUUCAAAUGCUUACAUGCUGGUGUACAUACGUGAAUCCGACAAGGACAAAAUAAUAUGCAAUGUUGAUGAGAAAGACAUUGCUGAACAUUUAAGGGAGAGGUUGAAGAAAGAGCAGGAGGAAAAAGAACACAAAAAGAAAGAAAAGGCUGAGGCCCACCUUUAUACUAUUAUAAAGGUGGCACGGGAUGAAGAUCUUUCUGAGCAGAUUGGAAAGGACAUAUAUUUUGAUCUUGUAGACCAUGACAAAGUUAGGAGUUUCCGUGUCCAAAAGCAGUUGUCUUUUAACACAUUUAAGGAAGAGGUCGCUAAAGAGUUUGGUAUACCAGUUCAAUUUCAGCGAUUUUGGCUAUGGGCGAAGCGACAGAACCAUACCUAUCGUCCUAACCGGCCAUUGACACACAUCGAGGAAGCACAGUCUGUUGGACAAUUGAGAGAGGUGUCAAACAAGGUUCACAAUGCAGAAUUAAAAUUAUUUUUGGAAGUGGAGCUUGGACCGGAUUUACGUCCCAUAGCACCACCUGAAAAGACAAAGGAUGAUAUAUUACUUUUCUUCAAGUUAUAUGAUCCUGAAAAAGAGGAGCUACGUUAUGUUGGAAGGUUAUUUGUGAAGAGUACUGGCAAGCCGUCAGAAAUCUUAACAAAGUUGAAUGAAAUGGCUGGUUAUGAUCCUGAUGAAGAUAUUGGACUUUAUGAGGAAAUCAAGUUUGAACCAAAUGUCAUGUGUGAGCCUAUUGAUAAGAAAUUAACAUUUCGAGCAAGCCAGCUAGAAGAUGGAGAUAUUGUAUGCUUUCAAAAAGGUCCUGUAACUGUAAUGGAUAGCGAGGAUCAUAUCCGCUAUCCAGAUGUGCCUUCGUACUUGGAAUAUGUGCACAACCGCCAGGUUGUUCACUUUCGAUCUCUUGAUAAACCUAAAGAAGAUGACUUCUGCCUGGAGAUGUCAAGGCUUUAUACAUAUGAUGAUGUGGUGGAAAAAGUUGCUCAACAGCUUGGUUUGGAAGAUCCAUCCAAGAUUAGGCUUACUCCACACAACUGCUACUCUCAGCAACCAAAACCCCAACCCAUUAAGUAUAGAGGAGUUGAACAUUUGUCUGACAUGCUGGUACACUACAACCAGACGUCAGAUAUAUUGUACUAUGAAGUACUUGACAUCCCUCUGCCGGAAUUACAAGGUUUGAAAACUCUGAAAGUUGCAUUUCACCAUGCAACCAAGGAUGAAGUUGUUAUUCAUACCAUCAGACUUCCAAAGCAGAGCACUGUGGGGGAUGUCCUCGAUGACCUCAAAACUAAGGUGGAACUGUCUCAUCCUAAUGCUGAGCUUAGGUUGCUUGAAGUCUUCUAUCACAAGAUAUACAAGGUCUUCCCUCCCAAUGAAAAGAUUGAAAACAUUAAUGACCAAUAUUGGACAUUACGAGCCGAGGAGAUUCCAGAAGAAGAGAAAAAUCUUGGUCCGCAUGACCGCCUAAUUCAUGUCUAUCAUUUUACAAAAGACACAGCUCAGAAUCAAAUGCAAAUUCAGAACUUUGGGGAACCUUUUUUCUUGGUCAUUCAUGAAGGUGAGACUUUGACUGAAAUUAAGGACAGAAUAAAAAAGAAACUUCAAGUUCCUGAUGAUGAGUUUGCGAAGUGGAAGUUUGCAUUUUUCUCAUUAGGGCGUCCUGAGUAUCUUCAAGACUCUGACAUUGUAUCCAGUCGUUUUCAGAGAAGAGAUGUUUAUGGUGCAUGGGAGCAGUAUCUUGGAUUGGAGCAUACUGACAAUGCUCCUAAAAGAGCAUAUGCAGUUAACCAGAAUCGCCACACGUUUGAGAAGCCAGUAAAGAUCUACAAUUAGAAAACUGGUAUUUGAGGCGGUAUCUCUCGACAUUGGGUGAAUUUGGCAUUCUUCUACUACAUCUAUGGGAUUGUAAAAACAGGGAAAAUAGCGAAAGGCUGCUCUGUAUAGGCAACUAGUGAAAUCAGCAAAUUGAGGUGGUGUCUGCAGGUUUUAAAUUAGAAUUGUGGUUAUGUAAUUCUUUAUGUCGACGGAGUGACAUUGCUCUCAGCACUUUGUAUCUGCCGACCACAGCCCCUUGAGCGUUUUUACAACUUCCAUUUUUGUAUGGAGGUUCUUCAAGUUGAGGUCAUUGAUCAUCAUCACUGCACUGUAUCAGUACAUAAGAUUUUUGGAUUAGUGAGUGUAUACAGGGUAUAGUUGGUUGACUCUUUUUAUUUGGUCAUUUUCUUGAUUGCUUCCAGAUUUUGUUCAGUCAGUCUAGAAAUGUUAAUUGAGGGCUGCAAAAUGGUGUAGCAGAAUUUAUGUAAUGUUGUACAAGAGACAUCUCAGCCUCCUCCAUAUAACUCCCCAUAUUAGCAUAAAAAUUAGUAUUCUGCUGCACCACCAUUCGGUCCUUCUAUUUUCCUGUUUUAACCCCCCACCUCCUUUUUUGUCUGUCAUCUAAUGUCUAGGAUGAUGAUAUCAUAGGAAACCAAUGUCCAUUACCACGUUUUCUGAUUAAUUAUAACGAUGGCUUUGUAUUU
This is a messenger RNA of Arachis duranensis, 4193 nucleotides long. Its product is annotated as ubiquitin C-terminal hydrolase 13. Gene Ontology annotation, biological process: protein deubiquitination; regulation of protein stability. Gene Ontology annotation, cellular component: cytosol; nucleus. Lineage: Eukaryota; Viridiplantae; Streptophyta; Magnoliopsida; Fabales; Fabaceae. The record is from RefSeq and is a predicted model, not a curated record. The coding region runs from base 145 to 3507 and encodes 1120 amino acids. The transcript has 32 exons. Gene Ontology annotation, molecular function: cysteine-type deubiquitinase activity; cysteine-type endopeptidase activity; protein binding.